Symphalangus syndactylus (siamang) is the source of this 1843-nucleotide messenger RNA. RefSeq names its product interleukin-11 receptor subunit alpha-like. Gene Ontology annotation, cellular component: membrane. Lineage: Eukaryota; Metazoa; Chordata; Mammalia; Primates; Hylobatidae. Gene Ontology annotation, molecular function: protein binding; cytokine receptor activity. The record is from RefSeq and is a predicted model, not a curated record.
CAGUUGGAGUCUCCAAUGGGCCAGGAGCCCCCCUAUUUCACUCCUCUCCUUCCAUUACCGCCUGGGCGGAGCCGCCCCCGCUGCGGGGGCCCAGGGCGGGAGGGAGUAGAGGCCGGGGCAGAGGGCGAGGGCAGAGGGCGCUGGCGGCAGCGGCCGCGGAAGAUGAGCAGCAGCUGCUCAGGGCUGAGCAGGGUCCUGGUGGCCGUGGCUACAGCCCUGGUGUCUGCCUCCUCCCCCUGCCCCCAGGCCUGGGGCCCCCCAGGGGUCCAGUAUGGGCAGCCUGGCAGGUCCAUGAAGCUGUGUUGUCCUGGAGUGACUGCCGGGGAACCGGUGUCCUGGUUUCGGGACGGGGAGCCAAAGCUGCUCCAGGGACCUGACUCUGGGCUAGGGCAUGAACUGGUCCUGGCCCAGGCAGACAGCACUGAUGAGGGCACCUACAUCUGCCGGACCCUGGAUGGUGCACUUGGGGGCACAGUGACCCUGCAGCUGGGCUACCCUCCAGCCCGCCCUGUUGUCUCCUGCCAAGCAGCCGACUAUGAGAACUUCUCUUGCACUUGGAGUCCCAGCCAGAUCAGCGGUUUACCCACCCGCUACCUCACCUCCUACAGGAAGAAGACAGUCCUAGGAGCUGAUAGCCAGAGGAGGAGUCCAUCCACAGGGCCCUGGCCAUGCCCACAGGAUCCCCUAGGGGCCGCCCGCUGUGUUGUCCAUGGGGCUGAGUUCUGGAGCCAGUACCGGAUUAAUGUGACUGAGGUGAACCCACUGGGUGCCAGCACACGCCUGCUGGAUGUGAGCUUGCAGAGCAUCUUACAUCCUGACCCACCCCAGGGCCUGCGGGUAGAGUCGGUACCAGGCUACCCCCGACGUCUGCGAGCCAGCUGGACAUAACCUGCCUCCUGGCCGCGCCAGCCCCACUUCCUGCUCAAGUUCCGUUUGCAGUACCGUCCGGCUCAGCAUCCAGCCUGGUCCACGGUGGAGCCAGCUGGACUGGAGGAGGUGAUCACAGAUGCUGUGGCUGGGCUGCCCCAUGCUGUACGAGUCAGUGCCCGGGACUUUCUAGAUGCUGGCACCUGGAGCACCUGGAGCCCGGAGGCCUGGGGAACUCCGAGCACUGGGACUGUACCAAAGGAGAUACCAGCUUGGGGCCAGCUACACACGCAGCCAGAGGUGGAGCCUCAGGUGGACAGCCCUGCUCCUCCAAGGCCCUCCCUCCAACCACACCCUCGGCUACUUGAUCACAGGGACUCUGUGGAGCAGGUAGCUGUGCUGGCGUCUUUGGGAAUCCUUUCUUUCCUGGGACUGGUGGCUGGGGCCCUGGCACUGGGGCUCUGGCUGAGGCUGAGACAGGGCGGGAAGGAUGGAUCCCCAAAGCCUGGGUUCUUGGCCUCAAUGAUUCCAAUGGACAGGCAUCCAGGAGCUCCAAACCUGUAGAGGACCCAGGAGGGCUUCGGCAGAUUCCACCUAUAAUUCUGUCUUGCUGGUGUGGAUGGAUGGACAGAUAGAAACCAGACAGGACAGUAGAUCCCUAUGGUUGGGUCUCAGCUGGAAGUUCUGUUUGGAGCCCAUUUCUGUGAGACCCUAUAUUUCAAAUUUGCAGCUGAAAGGUGCUUGUACCUCUGAUUUCACCCCAGAGUUGGAGUUCUGCUUGAGGAACGUGUGUAAUGUGUACAUCUGUGUCCAUGUGUGACCAUGUGUCUGUGAGGCAGGGAACAUGUAUUCUCUGCAUGCAUGUAUGUAGGUGCCCGGGGAAUGUGUGUGGGUCCUUGGCUCUUGGCCUGCAAGGGUGCAGGGGUUGUGCAGGUGUGAAUAAAGAGAAUAAGGAAGUUCUUGGAGAUUAUACUGA